Messenger RNA from Penaeus vannamei (Pacific white shrimp), 1222 nucleotides. The record is from RefSeq and is a predicted model, not a curated record. NCBI's taxonomy places the organism in Eukaryota, Metazoa, Arthropoda, Malacostraca, Decapoda, Penaeidae.
AUGGCUAAAGAGGGCGUAGCAAGCGAAGUGAAGAGAAGCAGAAAGACGCGCGAACAAGAUGAUGAAGAGGGCGAGAAAGAGGCAGAGGAAGCUAGUGCUCCUGAAGAAGGGGGGGAAGACGAAAAGUCAUCGCAAGAAGAGGAUAGAGAAGACAAGGAAGAGGAAGAGGAAAAAGAGGAGAAAACCGAGGCGGAAAAGACACCUCCAGAAGAACCAGAGGAAAAAGUUUGGCCAAUAAACACCGAGGAGUCUAGAGCUGAUUGGAAUGCACUGGGGAGCGGUGGCCUCCUCGUCCAUGGGAUGUGGCUCGUUGGAGCAGCGUGGAACAUAAACAAAAAAGAGUUGGAGGAACCGUCAUCCCAAGAGCUGAUACAGCAGCUCCCAUUGCUAAGCAUGAUUCCAACACCCACUGUGCAGACCGGGUCGUAUACCAUGCGAGGGGCGCCUUCACUCUGCACCACAGCCCGCUCUCAACCCUCGCUUCACCGACAGUCAUCGACAACCCUAACUGAGAGCGAGGGACCUGGAGAAGCAGCAGAAGGACCUGAACCACCAGCGUCAGACCGACCUUCCUCGGGUGACCAUCCUUCUACGGAAGCGCAGCAGACCCGUUUCUCUGACGAAUUUCAAAACAUCAAGGAUUCCACUUCACUCGACCUGCACUUGGGGGAGGAGACGCUGCCCAGCAGUAGGAGUGAUGUGCUUUCUACAGCUCGGUCAAGGUACUAUGAGUGUCCCGUUUAUGAAGGAGGUCCUAGUGGUAGUGCCAAUCAGAUGCCUGUGUUGAAUAUUACUCUUCCUGCUGGAGCAAAAGGGGGCAACCACUGGGUGCAGAGACGUGUAGCUAUAUAUUUAAGCAGAUAUUAAUUUGAUCUCACAAAGCAUUUACAGAUUCAUAAUGUGAAUGUAUUCUAGGAACUAUUAAUUAAUAUCUACUGUGAUUUAUGCAGUGCAAUUGAUGUCCUUGCUCAGACAUUGCAAAGAAAGAAAAAACUACUUUUAACAUCACUUCCUUACAACUGUCAGUGACCCUUUUUCCAUUCAAAACUAGCAUUUUAUAAAAAUUCUUAUCCUACAUUUAAUCAUGAGAGUAAGUGUAUCUGUAUUCUAUGAACAAAUUCUGUAUAGUUCUGAAUAGCCAUUAGGUGCUUUAUAAUAGUUUAAUAUAUUAUAGUGUUAUAUUUGAAUAUUCUGUGAUAGCAUUGUUUUGUAUAUUAUCUAA